GAUGAAGAAUUAGAUGGAGCAGCCUAUCCACCCACUGCGUAUGCCAUCGCUUCUUUCUCCUCUACCCUCACUCCAUCUUUAUAUAUCUAUAUAAACCAUCCGGUACAAUGCAAGCACACGACGUCCAUGGUCGUCAAUCUUCGUCCGUCGAUCGGUCGUCACCACGGAAAACUGUAGUGGUUCUACAGCCGGACUGUUAAUUCCACGGUAAUGGCUGCCGCCAAGCUCGUCCGCUCGUCGACCCUCCUCGCGCUCCUCGUCACGGCGGCGCUGUGGACGUCCUGCGCGCUUGUGCCGGCGGCAGCGGACACUGCCAUGCAACCGGCGGCGUCGGCGCCGCCGAGCGCAGGUGUGCCGGCGCCGUCGAUGGACUCAUCAUCGGCGGCAGCUCCGACCGCCACCACGCUACCUGCCACACCCGCCGCGGUGCUGCCAUCAUCCUCACCAUCAACACCAGCGGCGUCCACCGCCGCCGCAACGGCGUCGAAGAAGUUCCCGGUGCCGAACCCCGGCGGCGAGCCGUACCUUCCCGCGGCGGAGGUGGCGUCGGCGCUGCCGGUGCCGACGCCCGAGGAGGUGCCCAGCGCGGCCAGCCUCGGGUACGGCAGCAACGGCUUUGGGUACGGCGGCCCGGGCGACGAGUGUUGCGGCGGCGGGGGGUACGGGUGGUUCGGCGGUCCCGGCGGGUUCGGCCCGGGCACGUAUGGGUACAACGGCCCGCUGUACUGGGGGGCGGCGCCGGCGGGAGGGAUCGGGAGCGUCGCGGCGGCCAACCUGGUGGCGCCCCUCGUCGUGGCCUGCGUAUCUGCAGCCAUGCUCGCCUAGCCUGUAUUAUUAUACUAGUAUAAUUACUGGUGAUUUCUUACUGGGAAUUAAAGUAACUAUAUUUAUAUAUUUACAGUGCUUUACCACUUAUCAGCAUAUAUAUUUUAUGAUACAAUAAUAAUAUAAAGUGGAAUCUUUGGUUAAUUUGA
Messenger RNA from Panicum virgatum (switchgrass), 974 nucleotides. Its product is annotated as classical arabinogalactan protein 4-like. The record is from RefSeq and is a predicted model, not a curated record. Lineage: Eukaryota; Viridiplantae; Streptophyta; Magnoliopsida; Poales; Poaceae. The transcript is spliced from 2 exons. The coding region runs from base 211 to 825 and encodes 204 amino acids.